AUGGCGGUGACGAUGCGACGUAAUUGGUUCGAUGACGAAUUCGCUUUACGACAUCGCGAUUCAUGGUGGAGCCGUGACGAUUGGUUCGACGACUGGAAGGAUUGGCCAGCCGAUUGGCCUCGACCAAGAGAUCUCAUGAGCAGGUUCUGGCGCGAUACCGAUCAUUGGUGGCGUGAUUGGCCGUCGGACUGGCCUCGCAUGGAUGCUGUCAUGCCGAGAUUCACUUCUCAUCUGGAUCGUAUCGAUCGCAAUUGGAGAAACGAUCCGUUCUGGCAAGACAUCUAUCCACGUUGGGCCGAGCCAAUCUUUAAGGAGGGUAUUGACGUUCACUCCAACAUCAUCAACGAUGAGCGGAGAUUUGCCGUUGAAGUGGACUGUUACCAGUUUAAACCUGAGGAAAUUCAGGUCAAAACUCAAGACGAUACGCUGAUGAUUGAGGGACGUCAUGAAGACGUGCGUGACCGUGACAACUUUACUAAAAUGUAUUUUGUACGAAAAUAUCAGAUGCCACGUGACGUCGAUCAUGCUCGUAUUUCAAGCAGUAUUGAUUCUCGAGGACGUCUCACGGUCGAAGCACCUCGUCGAUAUGCGGUUUCGGGAAGAGACAGAAUGAUUCCGAUUGAAGGCAGUGGGCAACGUUCGCAUUCGUCAUCAUCACACCGUGAGCGAAUGCAAGAAUCUUCAUAUUCAAGUAAGCAUUAA
Haemonchus placei is the source of this 702-nucleotide messenger RNA. Lineage: Eukaryota; Metazoa; Nematoda; Chromadorea; Rhabditida; Trichostrongylidae. The record is from the annotation of a GenBank genome assembly.